Molecule: messenger RNA, 1648 nt
Organism: Arabidopsis lyrata subsp. lyrata
Lineage: Eukaryota; Viridiplantae; Streptophyta; Magnoliopsida; Brassicales; Brassicaceae
Exons: 1
Coding region: 146-1648 (500 amino acids)
Source: RefSeq, a predicted model, not a curated record
UUGUUAGUUAAACAUUUGAAUUGGGAAGUUUUAAUUAUUAUCACUUCAGGGGAACAAUAUCAUUUAUCACAAAAAACUCGAAAUCCUCUCAGGCGUCAUUCCCGAAGCUUCUACGAUUGUGCCGUUCUCCGACGCCGGUAGAGCUAUGGCUCGCCGGCGUCGGACUUUCUCUUCAAGCUUUAGUUCAGCCUCUUUACUCUCUGCUUUUUCAGCUUAUUUUCAAGAUCGUGUCUCCCGUUUUGAUCCAAAGAUCUCCCAGAUCCGGAGGUUUGGGCUUGCCGGAUUUGUUUUCGUCAUCUCUUUACCUCCCUCUGAGCCUGAUGUCUUCCCGGUUAUUCCCCGAAUUGCCUUUAGUGAGCUCUGCAUCCUCCCAGUUCUCAGCUGUUUAACCCGCAACCACCGGCCGUUUUGUGGCCCAUCCUCCACCUUCGUCAAAGCUUCUCCUCCGCCCACCCCUGUGACAAAAGCUGAACUCAUAUCCAUUAAAGUCACUAUGUUGGGUCGGCCUCGCGAAAUCAACCUCCAGAAUCUUAAAAGGGACAUGGCUAGAUCUCCCUAUGAGCCUUCAAACACUACCCCCGAGCAUGCGAUUACUUCAUUGCCGAUCUGGAGAACCUCUCCGCCGCCUUGUCCGAUGAGAAGAAGGGUGGAAAACGGUGAAACCCUAAUUGCAUCGAUGGUCUCUUCACUUGUGUUGGGCCCAUCAAAUGUUGGCCCGUUUGUUUUCCAGCUUAGGCCCAUUAUGAUAGCUUUCGGCCCAUCCCUUCUCCCAACUUGGCCCAGGUCCAUUACUUCAAUACUUUUGUUAAGCCAAAAUAUCAAAAGGUGUGUUCCAAACAAUUUUCUUCAAAAGCCCAGGUUUGGCCCGAACUCUUUUUUGUCUUUGCUUAGACAAUAUUUGCGUCGAUUCAUGAAAUCAAUUGAUCGAAGACAUCAAUUGAAUCUUAAUCCACCAUUGUUGCUAUGUUGGUACAAGAACUAUUUGAGAACCCUGCCAUUAGAAUCACCUAGGAUUAUUAUCCACAUAGUUAAAAGCUUGAAGAAGAACGGCAUUAUGAUCCCGUCUCUAAGGAGCGGUGGUUACCGAAACUUCUUCAACUUUUCAUCUCUGUCUCAUUUGCUGACCGAUUCCAUACAAGAGCUAAUUCGUAACAUCAUGGUUAUUACUCUUGAAAGUAUAAGUUUGAAGAAGAUUGGCAUUAUGAUCUCGUCUCCAAGGAGCGGUGAUUACCAAAGCUUCUUCAUACCUUUAUAUCCGUUUCUCCUGAAUUUUGAGCUCAUGCCCAUGCCCAUACCCAUACCCGAAGAAACCUUUAUCUUCCAGGAUAUUCUACCAUUGGUCCCAAUGUCCUCAUUGCGUUUCAUGCCGGCGAACCAUGAGGCAAAGGAUACUUUCUCAACGUCACAAGAACAAGAUCUCUCGAUCGUGACUAUUUCAAAAUUCCCCGACUUGUUCGCGGAAGUGUCUAUGACACACCAUGAGAUCGCAUGUGGCUUGUUGCUUGAUUGCUUCUGUCUCCAAUUCUCUAUGGCUUAUCAAACCUAUCUAUCUAUCUAUGUUGUUAGCUUCUGUUCUUUGCAGAUUAUUGUACUUUUAUCCAUGCUUGAAGAUCUUGUAAACUUUGCCCCUAUGGGAUUGAUUGAAUGA